This is a messenger RNA of Gloeophyllum trabeum ATCC 11539, 2059 nucleotides long. RefSeq lists its product as uncharacterized. Gene Ontology annotation, cellular component: nuclear pore; nuclear pore central transport channel. Gene Ontology annotation, molecular function: structural constituent of nuclear pore. Lineage: Eukaryota; Fungi; Basidiomycota; Agaricomycetes; Gloeophyllales; Gloeophyllaceae. The transcript is spliced from 7 exons. Bases 24 to 1901 code for a protein of 625 amino acids. Gene Ontology annotation, biological process: nuclear pore organization; NLS-bearing protein import into nucleus; protein localization to nuclear inner membrane. The record is from RefSeq and is a predicted model, not a curated record.
CUUGCCACUGAACGCCUGCAGUCAUGAGUCUAUUUGGUUCAUCAACCACUGGCGGUGGCCUAUUCGGAAACACGAACGCAAAUACGCAGCAGCAGGGAGGACAGAACACAACAGGAGGAGGAGGGUUAUUUGGAAACUUGGGAUCGUCGACAUCAACAUCGGGCGCUCCUUCGCUGUUCGGGAAUACCAACACCGCGCAACAACCUGCUCAGGGAACGACGAACCCCUUGUUCGGUGGCGCUUCUACCUCAGGGACUGGCGGGCAGACUCAGGGCACAGGGAAUACGGGAGGCAGUGGUUUGUUUGGUGGCAGCGGUCUUUUCGGGAACACGAAUGCCAACGCGGCGAACAACCAGCAGCAGCAGUCCGGCGGCGGCCUCUUUGGGAACACGUCUACGAACACGCAGCCCUCGGGCGGAGGGCUCUUCGGCAAUACUGCGAACCAAAACCAAUCGCAACCGACUACGGGUGGGGGGUUGUUCGGGAAUACGAAUACGAACACGAAUCAGCAGAUGCAAGGUGGUGGGCUCUUUGGGAACACGAAGCCUGGAGGAGGAUUAUUUGGGAAUACGGGUACGAGUACUGGUAACCAGCCCAGCGCGGGUGGAGGGGGGUUGUUCGGGAACACAGGUACGAGUACGCAGCAGAGCGGCGGGGGGCUGUUUGGGAACACGAGUACGAAUACCCAGCAGACCGGUGGCGGGCUCUUCGGGAACACCAACACCAACACGAAUGCUCAGCAAAGCGGGGGCGGGCUCUUUGGCAACACCAACGCGCACACCAACGCGCCCACGCAAGGGGCCCUUUUUGGCAGCACCUUGGGGCAAAGCACUGCAGGCGGCUCAAAUCUUUUUGGGAAUACUGGCUCGCUUUUCGGCCAGACGCAGCAAGCCCAACCUCAGAAUUCGCUAUUCGGCGGUUCUACUAUAGGCCAGUCUUUCCUGGCUGGCGGGGGACUGCUUGGCGGUAGCACGCUAGGGUCGUCGGUGCUUGGCGGCGGGAGCCUCUUGGGUACUGCCAGAGCGACUGUCGUACCGUCCCAGCCUGCAGACCCCCAAUCACAGUUCUUGGCUUUGACUCAGCGGAUAGAGGCAGUCAUGGCGGCGUGGAAUCCUAGUUCCCCGGAUUGCCGAUUCCAGCACUACUUCUACAACCUUGUCGAUCCGAACCAGAUACAUCUCUACGGGCGGCCUCCUAAUGCGACGAAUGAAGCAUUGUGGCAGAAGGCUGUGCACGAGAACCCCGAUCCCAGCUGCUUAGUGCCUGCCCUUGCUGUAGGUUUCGACGACCUUCAGAAGCGUGUUGAAGCCCAGACCCAGCAAGCUGCUGCUCACGCAGAAAAGAUCAAGGAACUGAGGUCAAGAAUAGAAAACCUUGCCCGGAAGCACGAGCUGUCCAACUCCUCACGCCUGCACCGCGCGGCUGCCCUUCAGGCGCAGAUAACACACCGGAUUCUCAAGCUUGUGCAGCAUCUACAUCUCCUGAUACCCGCGCUACGUUCGUCCUCUAUACGGCCUGAGGAAGAGGCGCUGCGAGCGGCGUUGGAAGAUAUCGACGCUGAGAUUCGGAGACCAGGGGGCAUCGGUCGGCUGAAGGGUAAACUGAACGAACUGUGGGCCCUGAUAGGUGCUGUCAACGCAGCGAGGGAAAGAGAUGGGAAGCUGCGGGCUGACGGGAACGUGGGCUGGGCUGUCGUUGAUGAAGAGGGUUUGGCUCAGAUUGCACAGAUUUUGAUGGAGCAGCAAGCUGGUUUGGAACAUCUCACGAAGAUUCUGCAGCGGGACCUCAAAGACCUCGCUGUGAUCCAGGGCGCUAGCGUGAAGACAGAGGAUGAAACGGAGGAGCAAACGGAUUUCUUGCUCAGUUCGGCGUCUACCUUACGCGCGAGUGCUCUGCGGUGAGAUGAUGUUCUAAGCUCCUGCACUUCACAUGCGGUCUUAUGUGCUAUCACGAGCAGCCACAGGCUGUCCAAUUACUGAACGAUAAUCUUCUAUUAUCCGUGCUUAUCGCGACUCUGUAUUCUUUAUGUAGAACGUAUUGAGUAGCAGGUGUGGCAGGG